UGGCAAAGGGCUGCUCAGAGAAGGCCUGUGCCUCAAGGCUCAAACCUCUAGCCGCAAACCCCAAUAGCCAACGUGUUGCAGCUGGGCUUGGCAUUUAGGACCUGCAGCAGAACCACUCUAAGGACCCUCUUGUGAGGGACAGAGACUAUAAGAUGUCUGUGAACAGACCAGGACGUCCUGAUGAAGAGGCCCUCUGUCACGAGGGGGUUCCAGAGGACAAACCGGACAGUGCUCUGGGUGCCAUGAGGAGCGCUCCCUGCCUGGACACAGAGCUGUCACCAGGCUUGAGGAUGUUGCAGGAGCAGAUGGGGUCAGAGCCCCAAACCAUGCUCAAGGGGGGCCCAACCCAGGGACUGGGGAAGUGGGCUGGUGGACUGGAGGAGCAGGGCCCUGAGGAGACCCCGGCCUUCAGCAAGCAGCCCAGCAGCACAGCCUUCGCAGUGGACCAGGAGAACAACGAGGUGCCCGAACCUGGUCCAAUGCGGUCCAGCAGGGAGUCUCCAGGACUCCAAGGGCCUAAAGGGGAGGUGCUGCAGCUAUACCAUGAGGUGGCUCUAGCACCUGCCCAGUGCUUGUGGAGCAGUGCCCGGGACCAGCCUGUCCAGCUCCGCAUGGUCUCGUCAGGACCUGGCUCGGAGACCCCCAUGACCAUCAUGCAGAUGUUCCAGGAGACGGUGGGAAGCUACGGCCAUCUGCCUGCUCUGGUGGCCAAGCAACAGGGUCAGUGGGAGACGCUAACCUACCAUGAGUACUACCAGCAGUGCCGUGCAGCAGCCAAGAGCUUCCUCAAGCUGGGGCUGGAGCGUUACCAUGGAGUUGGCAUCCUGGGCUUCAACUCGCCAGAGUGGCUCAUUGCAGACAUUGGCUGCAUCAUGGCUGGAGGUCUGGCUGUUGGCAUCUACACCACCAACUCCCCAGAGGCUUGUCAGUAUGUGGCUGACCACUGUGAGGCCAACAUUGUGGUUGUGGAAGACCACAAACAACUAGUGAAGAUCCUGAAGGUGAAAGACCAGUUACCACACCUAAAAGCCAUCAUCCAGUACAAAGAUGAACUGGAGCAGAAGCUUCCAAAUCUGUACACGUGGGAAGAGUUUCUCCAGCUUGGACAAGGUUUGCCAGAUGACAUUCUGGACCAGAUAAUCUCCAGCCAGAAGGCCAAUGAAUGCUGUAGCCUCAUCUACACCUCGGGCACCACAGGCAACCCCAAGGGUGUCAUGCUGAGCCAUGACAAUGUGACAUGGAUGGCAAACAUGGUAGGAGUCAUGACAGAACUGAAGGGCGAGGAAGUGAUUGUCAGCUACCUGCCUCUCAGCCACGUGGCCGCACAAGUCAAUGACAUAUGGAUCUGCAUGCGCUAUGCCGGGACUGUGUAUUUUGCUGACGCAGAUGCCUUGAAGGGCUCCCUAGUCAACACUUUGCGCGAAGUUCGUCCCACCUCUUUCUUGGGUGUCCCAAGAGUUUACGAGAAGAUUCAGGAGAAGAUGAAGGCUGUUGAAGCAAAGUCUUCCACUGUGAAGAAGUGGGUAGCUGACUGGGCCAAGUCCAUUGGGCUGCAGGCCAGCUAUAAUGCCAUGAAUGGGAAUCCCACAGUGCCCUGGGGCUACAUGGUUGCAAGUAACCUGGUGUUCAAGAAGGUGAGACAGGCACUGGGCCUGGACCGCUGCAAGGCAUGCUACACAGGGGCUGCGCCAAUUGCCAAGGAGACACUGGAAUACUUCAUGAGCCUGGGAAUUCCUCUCUAUGAGCUGUAUGGCAUGAGCGAGAGCGCAGGACCCCACACCAUGUCCUGGGAGGGUGCCUUCCGUAUCAUGAGCUGUGGCAGGGAGCUUUUGGGAGUGCAUUCGAAGCUGGACAAGCCAGAUGUGGAUGGCAAUGGGGAGAUAUGUUACUGGGGCCGCCAUGUGUUCAUGGGCUACCUGAACAUGCCUGACAAGACAGAGGAAGUACUGGACCUGGAGGGCUGGCUGCACUCUGGAGAUGUGGGCAAGCAUGAUGAUGAUGGCUUCCUCUACAUCACUGGCAGGAUAAAGGAGCUCAUCAUCACAGCAGGUGGGGAGAAUAUUCCACCAGUACCCAUUGAGGACCGUGUGAAGGAGGAGCUGCCCUUUGUAAGCAACGCCAUGCUGGUUGGAGACAAGAGGAAGUUCCUCUCUGUGCUGCUCACCCUUAAGUGUGUUGUAGAUGAGGCCGGGGACCUAACCGACUUGCUGGCUCAAGAGACUGUGGACUACUUCCAGCAGCUUGGCGUAGUGGCCACGUGUGUGUCAGAUAUCAAGGACGACAAGGAACCGGCCGUGUAUGAGGCCAUCUGCAAGGGUGUGGCGCGUGUCAAUGCCAGGGCUACUUCCAAUGCACAGAAGAUCCAGAAAUGGACUGUCCUGGAGCGGGACUUCUCCGUAGUGGGUGGAGAGCUGGGUCCCACCAUGAAGCUGAAGAGGCCUGUUGUUCACAAAAUGUACAAAGAGGAGAUUGAGAGGCUCUACAUGGAGUAAAGUGGGAGUAGUUUGUGCACUGAGCAGCGCUCAUUGAUCACUCAGGGUUUGGGUUUUGCACUUUCUGUAGGCAAACUGACCUCUUGUGCCUUAAGGGUCUGUGGAGGCACUUUAGGGAUGUCCAGUGGUGUAGGAAUGCUCCUGUAACAGCUGAUGUGUUCAAUGUGAAAUUGUAGGACUGAACCCUGUGUGUGAGGUUCAGUCCUGUUUAUGGUCCCUGAUUCGAUUUGUUUGUUCUGCUCAGUGAAGUUGUAAAUGGGCUUUAACACCCCCUUCCCUGUAAUGCACUAGAAUUGUGCUCUCAGUAAAAGAUUUUCUCCAAA
Molecule: messenger RNA, 2815 nt
Organism: Scleropages formosus (Asian bonytongue)
Lineage: Eukaryota; Metazoa; Chordata; Actinopteri; Osteoglossiformes; Osteoglossidae
Product: long-chain-fatty-acid--CoA ligase ACSBG2-like
Exons: 15
Coding region: 153-2492 (779 amino acids)
Cellular component (GO): endoplasmic reticulum; membrane
Molecular function (GO): long-chain fatty acid-CoA ligase activity
Source: RefSeq, a predicted model, not a curated record